Messenger RNA from Xyrauchen texanus (razorback sucker), 2140 nucleotides. RefSeq names its product RUN domain-containing protein 3A-like. NCBI's taxonomy places the organism in Eukaryota, Metazoa, Chordata, Actinopteri, Cypriniformes, Catostomidae. Gene Ontology annotation, cellular component: cytosol. The record is from RefSeq and is a predicted model, not a curated record. Bases 42 to 1334 code for a protein of 430 amino acids. The transcript has 11 exons.
CCGCCACCGGGAAACGAGAUGCUUGAUGCAGUGUCCGCCGAAUGAAGUCAAGCUGUCUCAAGACCGCAAUGGCUAUGGGUCUAACGUCGAAAAAAUCGUCUUCUAGAAACAUCGCCGCGGAGCGCAAGAAUCUCAUCACCGUUUGCAGGUUCUCUGUAAAGACUUUAUUGGAAAAGUACACUGCAGAGCCCAUUGAUGACUCUUCAGAGGAGUUCAUUAACUUUGCUGCAAUUUUGGAACACAUCCUCUGUCACCGCUUUAAAGGUCCAGGUGGUUGGUUUAGUUCAGAUGGCCAAAGGAGUUUCUGGGAUUAUAUCCGUCUGGCUUGCAGUAAAGUCCACAACAACUGCAUCAGUAGCAUUGAGAGCAUAGAGAACAUUAGUACAUCACGAGCAAAGGGGCGAGCCUGGAUUCGUGUGGCUUUGAUGGAGAAGCGUCUGUCUGAAUAUGUAGCCACAGCAUUAAGAGACACUCGAACCACCAGGAGAUUUUAUGAUGAUGGCGCUAUUAUGCUAAGGGAGGAAGCUACCGUUCUGACUGGGAUGCUAAUUGGACUCAGUGCUAUUGACUUCAGUUUUUGUCUGAAAGGAGAGGUUUUGGAUGGAAAGACUCCAGCAGUGAUCGACUACACACCUUACCUGAAGUUCACCCAGAGCUAUGACUACCUGAGUGAUGAGGAGGACUGCCGCAGUGUGGACAGUAGUGCCAGUGAUGAGAGUGUAGCUGAACAUCCCUACAUUCCUCUGGUCACAGAUGAAGAGACCUGGAGCAACAAGUGCCGAAAGAUGGAGCAAAGGUUCAAGAUCGUCUAUGCACAAAAGGGUUAUUUAGAGGAAUUGGUGCGCUUGAGGGAGUCCCAGCUGAAAAAUGUAGAAACUGAGAACAAGAGGCUAGAUGCUAAACUAGAAGAACUGCGGAUUCAGAGCCAGCAAGAGAGGCAGGAACUGGAGGCCAUUAUACUGGAGCUACAAGCACAACUCACUGCCAUAAUUCCCUCUCAUUUGGUAAAAGGCCUGUCUAUUCCACUCAUCAACCAAUGGUCAACUGCACAAGCCGCAAAUAAACAAGGAAACGUAAAGGUGUUCCGUCGGAGAAGUUUUCACAGUUUGAACCUCUCGGCUGAUGUGAGUUUGAACUCUGACUCUCAUAAUGAAGACAGCAAUCAGAAUAGAGGCACAGCGUGGACACCAGCUAAGGACAACACUCCAUCUAUGCUGGGUCUAUGUGGUUCUUUGGCUUCUCUACCCAGCUGUAAGUCUCUGGCAAGUCUCAAAUCUAGUGAGUAUUUGGUCAACAUCAGCACCGAGCCAAGUCCUGCCCUCUCCCCCAACUAGGGGGCACCAGAAUCCAGCCAACAAGACAUUUCUCUGCCCCAACUUUAAUUUUCUUUAAGAGACAACACACCCAUCCUGCUUACAUCCCCCAAUGUUCCUAAUCCUCCAAUGUUCCUUGUGAUCUGAAUCAAAGCCUUUUUACAAUGAGGAUUAUUGAUAUUAAAAAUAUUCAGUAUUGUAAAAUGACCCCAUAGAGUUUUUAGUUUCCUGCAAGAACUUUUACUGUAUGUGAAUUUGGUAUUUGUAAGUGUGCAAGUGAAGACAACCCCCAGAGCAGUCUCUUAGUUUCACAUCCUUAAUUUAGCAACAUACUUUUCACUCUAGUCUUCCUCCGCCUUUUAAAUAUGGUCUUCAUCAGCAUGUUAGAGUUUUUGGUAACAUUCCCUGAGCCCAAAUCCAUAUCAGUUAGGCUUGAUUUUCUUUCAUUCCCAACACCCAAGGUACACAACAGAUCACAGUGCAUUGCCCUCUUCCUAUGCUUAUUACCUUAAAUGAAUAGUUUAACCAAAUAUACUGUCAUUAUUGACUGAUAUUCUAGCAGAAAAUUUCAGGAAAAGGAGUGGGAACCCAAGGGAGGGAGGGGACAGAAGCUUCUGCUUGUAUCUGCAUGUGAAAAGUGCUUUAUUGAGUCUGUAAAAGCCUCCACUGACAGCAUGUACUUGCUCUAAUAAAUGCAAGUAUAUCAACUGUUGUCAGCUAAAUUGAAAUCUUGUGUCAUAUAUGUUACUGGUGUCACUUUAUUUCUUGUGUUUCUUAAGUUUAUGUAUACAUAAUUGCCUUUUUUGUUAUGCAGAAGCAGUACUCUG